This is a messenger RNA of Diospyros lotus (date-plum), 4672 nucleotides long. RefSeq lists its product as uncharacterized. The transcript has 9 exons. The record is from RefSeq and is a predicted model, not a curated record. Gene Ontology annotation, biological process: protein phosphorylation; signal transduction. Lineage: Eukaryota; Viridiplantae; Streptophyta; Magnoliopsida; Ericales; Ebenaceae. The coding region runs from base 425 to 4378 and encodes 1317 amino acids. Gene Ontology annotation, molecular function: protein kinase activity; protein binding; ATP binding. Gene Ontology annotation, cellular component: cytoplasm.
AACCUGGCCAGGGAGAGAGAGAGAGAGAGAGGUGUAUAUAUGAGAUAGAAGGUUCCAUUCAGCUAGCAGACGCCGGAAGGAGAGAGACGAGUUCAGAGUAGGAGUAUCGCGAUUCGUUCAUGGAUGUUUUUGUUGCCUCAAAUCGUUCGGUUCAGAGUAUAGUUUGGGUUUCCUAUAUUGUUUGCAGGAGAUCAUUACUUGCCUCCUAGAUUAUCUAAGAUAGAGUGGUUCCAUGCAAUUGAUUCAAGAAGAAAAAGUUCAUUUUGCAUUUCUGGAUUCCUGGUUGAGACCUAUGUAUUAUUCUCUCUCGGAAAGAUAUUCCUGCUAAUGAAGUUUGUGAUUGGUAAUGGAGUUCCAAUAACAAAGUUUCUGCUGAUAAUCGAUCCCACAACAUUUCCAAAAUAUAUCAGUGUAAUUGGAGUAAAUGGAGAGGAAUGCAGGAAGAGGUAUGAUGGAACAGCAUAAAACCUAUGAACAAGUUCGAUAUAAUUCUGCGGAGCCUAGAAAUGAAGGGCUCGGUUCUGCAAAUCAAAGAUAUUUUCAGGAUCCAUCUAGUUCCAUUAAUACUAAUAUUAGGCCUCCAGAUUUCAAUGUACCUGUUGGUGCUAGACCUGUGCUGAAUUACUCUAUUCAGACUGGUGAGGAAUUUGCUCUUGAAUUCAUGCGGGAAAGGGUGAACUCAAGGCAACAGUUGAUUCCAAACCCUACUGGUGAUUCUAGCAGUGUAACUAGCUACACAGAUCUGAAGGGAAUAUUGGGAGUCAGUCACAUGGGUUCUGAAAGUGGAUCAGACAUCUCUAUGAUUUCUUCAAUGGAUAAAGGUCGUUUGCAUGAGUAUGAAAGGAGGGGUUCUUCUGUACAUGAAGACAAACGGUAUUAUGAUUCCACACAAUCAGUUCAUCGGGCCUUAUCAAGUAAUGACAACAACAGGGGAACUCGAGGUUCUACCUCUUCAGAAUUUACUGAUAAUUUAUCAAGAAAGGUCAAGUUUCUCUGUAGUUUUGGUGGUAAAAUCCUGCCCCGGCCUAGUGACGGAAAGCUUAGGUAUGUUGGAGGUGAAACACGUAUUAUUCCGAUAAGCCGAGGCAUUUCCUGGCAGGAGCUAAUGCAGAAAACGUUGAGUAUCUAUAGUGAAUGUUGUACUAUUAAGUAUCAGCUUCCUGGAGAGGAUCUUGAUGCAUUGGUAUCUGUCUCUUGUGAUGAGGACCUACAAAAUAUGAUGGAGGAAUGCAGUGUACUUGAAGAUGGAAGAUCACAGAAACCCAGGAUGUUUCUUUUCUCCAGCAGUGAUUUGGAUGAUUCCCAGCUGGCUCUGGAUAGCAUGGAAGGUGAUUCUGAAAUUCAGUAUGUAGUAGCAGUCAAUGGCAUGGACCUAGGGUCAAAAAAGAAUUCAAUUUGUUUGGGAAGCAAUUCUGCAAACAACUUGGAUGAGUUGUUGAAUUUAAAUGUUGAAAGGGAGACUGGGAGAGUUGCAGACUUAGCAGCUACCCCCUCCUCAAUUAAUCUACCCUCCCGGCAAAUGGCACCAAGUUCUUCUAGUGCUUAUCAAUCCAACUCACUACCUUAUCAUGGUCAGAUGGCAGAUCUUGGAGGAGAACUUCAUAUGAUGACUACUGUCCCCUCCAGAGAGAACCUUCAUUUUAUAGAUGGAAAGACCACUGUUCCAUUACAGCAUGGUUAUGUUUCUCAUCCAUCUACUUAUGCACCACUUGUACAAAAUAUAGUUCCUACACCUUUGAGUGGGCAUACAACUGGACAGGAAGUGCCAGCCCAGCAGACAUACAGUGGCUCUCAUGUUCAGGUCCCAGAAGUGUCAGUUGUGGAUGAGAAAAUUAAAAGAGAAAACAUAGUUCAGGCAAUGAAUGAACUUGGAAAAAAUCUCUCUCAAGAGAAGCCAAUGCUUCCAAAGGAGUCAAGAAUUAGAAGAGAUAGCUCAGGUCAGAAAAUCAGUGAACAGGGGAAGAUUUUGAAUUCAGAAAAUGAAUACAUUGUCUCUCCCCAGCUGCACGAGAUCAAUGUUCCAAGUUAUAUUCCUAGGGAAACAUCAAAUGCUCAAUUUGGUCAAGAUGCAGGAGCAUCUGCAUUUCCUGCAGAGAAGCACAAGAAAAAUGAAGAACCUGCACGGCAUGCAAUUUUCCCUGUAGCUUUGAGUGAAGCAAGCUUGAAUAAAUCUGAUGAAAAUGACUAUUUCAAUGCAUCUGGUAAUCUUUUUGGUCCUGGAUAUGGUGAAUUCAGGGCUGAUUCUGCUGAGUUUAGCUAUCAUGAAGUGCCUGUGCUUCCUCAACGGGUUUUUCAUUCAGAGUGGAUCCCUAGGGAGCAGGCAGGACUGAAUCGUUUAUCAAAAUCUGAAGAUUCUUUUGAUCCCCAGGUUCUUAUAAGUCAUGCACGUUCUGAUCUAUCCCAGCAAGUCGCAGAAUCAAUUGAUAAGUUGCAUGACGGGAAUGCAACUCCCCAGAUGGAGCUGUCGAUCUCCUCUUUAAAACCACUACCUACGAAUCCUCUAACUGUGGAAGAUGAAUCUGCACAAUCUCAUAAGCAUGAUGAGGCAGCUUCUUAUGUUGAAAAAAUCAACUCUAAAUUUUCUGGGGAGACUUUUGAACCGGAUUUUAAGAAAUCUGUGUUAAAACCCAUGGUAGUUAUGCCUGUGGAUGGCCAUGAAGUGGCCCAAGUCAGUAAUAGUUACAGAGAUCAGUCUAAUAUUGACAAAGAAACAUCUGCAGUGACUCGUCCUGUGGUCAGCCGAGGACCUUCUGGUAAGCGGCUGGAGGACUCUGCUUCUAGGAUACCAGAGUCUCCUCAGACUGAGGUAAGUGUUAAACAGAAUCAUCAGAACAAUAUUAAGGGGCAUGGACAGUCCUUCCCUGAUGUGGAAAACCCAGCUAGAGGUUCUUCUCAAGGGGAGUCUGCUCAUGGUGGGACUCCAGAGCAGGGGGACAUCCUUAUUGAUAUUAAUGAUCGCUUUCCUCCUGAAUUCUUGUCUGAUAUUUUCAAGGCUAGAAUUUCUGUGAACCUGCCUGGAAUCAGUCCUCUGCCCAGCGAUGGAACUGGCUUGAGCUUGAACAUGGAGAACCAUGAGCCUAAGCGUUGGUCAUUCUUCCAGAAACUGGUCCAAGGUGAUUUUGAUAGAAAUGAUGUUUCUCUUAUGGAUCAAGAUCACCUUGGUUUCUCAUCCCCAUUAACAGAUGUCCAAGAAAGAGCUCCUGUGGAUUAUGGUUUUCCAACCCAAAAUACUGGAGUUGCCUUGAGUCAUAUUGAUUCCCAUAUUGGUUAUGAUGCUAGUUUCCAGCCACAGUCAUCUGGUGUAGUUAGACCUAACACAAUAGAUCUUCAUUCAAAUAGAAGUCCUCAGAUUAAUAAUGAAGAAAGCCUGCUUUUGGAUGGUCCUGAAAACUCAAGAGCACCAGAAUCCAAUGCCAAGGGUGAGAAGCUAGAAGCUGAGCAUCCUGGUCCUCCCCUUGUUGAUGUUUCUUUGAAAGAGUUUGAUCUGAGCACCUUACAGAUAAUCAAGAAUGAAGAUCUUGAGGAGUUAGGGGAGUUGGGUUCUGGGACUUUUGGGACUGUGUAUCAUGGAAAAUGGAGGGGAACAGAUGUUGCCAUUAAACGAAUUAAGAAAAGCUGUUUUGCAGGGCGUUCAUCUGAGCAAGAGAGACUGACACUGGAGUUCUGGCGUGAAGCUGAAAUCCUCUCAAAGCUGCACCAUCCCAAUGUGGUGGCAUUUUAUGGCGUGGUGCAGGAUGGUCCCGGAGGAACACUUGCCACUGUGACAGAAUACAUGGUUAAUGGCUCUCUUAGACAUGUUUUACUUUGUAAGGAUAGGCAGCUUGAUCGCCGAAAGCGACUAAUAAUUGCCAUGGAUGCGGCAUUUGGAAUGGAGUAUCUACAUUCAAAGAAUAUUGUGCAUUUUGAUUUAAAAUGUGAUAAUCUGCUGGUGAACUUGAAAGAUACUUUACGGCCCAUUUGCAAGGUUGGCGAUUUUGGGUUGUCAAAAAUUAAAAGGAACACGUUGGUUACUGGAGGUGUUAGGGGAACACUUCCAUGGAUGGCUCCAGAGCUAUUAAAUGGUAGCAGCAGUAAGGUUUCUGAAAAGGUUGAUGUAUUCUCCUUUGGUAUUGUCCUAUGGGAGAUUCUCACUGGCGAGGAGCCAUAUGCAAAUAUGCAUUAUGGAGCUAUAAUCGGGGGCAUUGUGAGUAACACACUGAGGCCACCUGUGCCAAGCUUCUGUGACCCUGAAUGGAAAUUGCUAAUGGAGCAGUGUUGGGCCCCUGAUCCCAUUGCACGACCAUCGUUCACCGAAAUUGCCAGGCGAUUACGCGUGAUGUCUGAUGCAUGCCAAAUGAAGCCAUCGGGUCAUCACGCGCAAACCAAGGUAACCAAAUAGUGCGGUUGGAUGUUCCGUAAUUGUAAUUCAUAAUGGUUGGCUGUUUAUUCCAAUCUCUCUGUAAAGAUGUCACUAGUAAAGAAUGGGUUCCCCUUUGAAAGUGUGAGUAGGUGGGUUGUUGGUUUGAGGGUUACCAUUAAUUAAAAAGAGUACUGGAUGUGUAUCUGAACUGUCAACAAAAGAAAGGUACUUGAUGUUUUAUAUAGAACCUGAAUAUGCAUGCAUACUUCCUGUGUGCGAAGCUAUUGCUUGUAUCUAUAAAAACAAAAGCUGAGUCUUUUUCUAUUUCCUUCA